This is a messenger RNA of Elaeis guineensis (African oil palm), 743 nucleotides long. The record is from RefSeq and is a predicted model, not a curated record. NCBI's taxonomy places the organism in Eukaryota, Viridiplantae, Streptophyta, Magnoliopsida, Arecales, Arecaceae.
AUGGUUGCAGGGUCCUUCGUUGAGGAGUGCAAGUCGACCGUAGCCAUCGACAGGCUGUGGAAGGCUGGCAUCCUGGAUGUGCACAACUUGAUGCCAAAAAUCGCGCCCGAACACAUCUCCAGUGUUGAGAUCGUUGGUGGCGAUGGUGGUGUCGGCAGCAUCAAGAAAUUUAACUUCACGGACGCCGUGAAGGCUCCUGUCAACUUCCUGAAGGAGCGCGUGGAAGUGUUGGACAGCGCGAACAAAAUCUUCAAGUACUCAAUUAUUGGGGGAGGGCUCAUUGGCCUGAGACUAAAGCUGUGCUCGUAUGAGCUCAAGUUUGAGCUUGGAAGUGAUGGCAGCAGUGUGGGGAAGCUCACCCUACAAUACGAGACCCUCGACGACGCCGAUCUUAGUGAAGAGGAGAAGGGUAUGCUCAUGGAAGGACCAAUGGGUAUGAUGAAGGCUGUGGAAGGGUUUUUGCUUGCAAAUCCGGAUGCAUACACCUAAGCUUCUUAUGCUGGAAGUAUGGUACUCCGUGUGUGCUUUUAUAUAGAGAGAUUGUGAGUGCUUGGUCUUGGAAGGGAGUGCUAAUAAGUGAUGUCUUGAUGAGGUAGCCUGAGAAAAAGGCCAUGAAUCCCUUAUUUCCUCUGUUAUUCGUGUGUUGUGUUUUUUUGCUUAAUUAUGUGAGUUCAUAUGGAUGAUAUAAUUACAAGUUAUAGUGGCUGAUAGAAGCUAUGACCAUGAUUGUUCUUCUACACUUU